Messenger RNA from Melanotaenia boesemani (Boeseman's rainbowfish), 5230 nucleotides. It is a transcript of the gene znf740a, whose product is annotated as zinc finger protein 740a. The transcript is spliced from 21 exons. Gene Ontology annotation, biological process: regulation of transcription by RNA polymerase II. The record is from RefSeq and is a predicted model, not a curated record. The coding region runs from base 444 to 2429 and encodes 661 amino acids. Gene Ontology annotation, cellular component: nucleus. Gene Ontology annotation, molecular function: RNA polymerase II cis-regulatory region sequence-specific DNA binding; DNA-binding transcription factor activity, RNA polymerase II-specific. Lineage: Eukaryota; Metazoa; Chordata; Actinopteri; Atheriniformes; Melanotaeniidae.
UGCACACUCCCUUUUUUCAUCUCCCCAUCUUCGGUCGUGGUCUAGUCUGCUGCAAACUGAGAGAGGCCAGAAACACCUCAACAAUAUAUACCGACAUAACGUUAGAUUUCCUCAUCAAUAAUGAAAAUGGACUAACAGUUUUGUCGGUUGUUUCGGUUUAAUUAACGCUCUCUGAUUACGGGGAGCUGGAAAAAGAAGAUGAGCCUUUUCUCUUCGCCUGAGGAGGCUUUGCUGCUGUCGUGUGGGGGAGUGGGUUACAUCCUGUGGCGUUUCCUGUGUUUGUAAACUAGACGGUACUGAAAACGUCGGCAAUUGAGGCUAAAAGUUUUAAUGCUAGAUGAGUGAGGUGGGUGUGGCUUCCCACCAGCCCGACCAUCCUGACUGACGGAUCUCUGGAUGACCUUGUCCCCACCCCUGUCCCUGCGCUCACAUAUACCACAGCAAUGUCACAUCUGCCCAGCAGCUCAGUCCGCGACCAUAUGAAAUGGGCGGGGCUGCUUGGCUGCGAAGCUGUCCUGUCCAGUAUGGCCCUGAUGCAGGCCAGUUCAAUGGCCGCCCCACCCAAAAAAAUGAUGGCUCCACUUGGCCAUGGACCCCCUCAGAGAGAAGGACCUGACCGUACUCCCCAGAGCCAUAUGAUCCUCCCAUCUGGAAUGAGCUGUCCCCCUCUGGUUAGGAGCCACAUGGGAAAUCUUAUCCGGAAGGAAGGUGAAUUCCAGGCUCCUCGCUUGCUGGACGAGAAAGAGAUGAGGGCCAACGAGGACAUGCAGCAGAAAAAAAAGAACAGGAAAUCAGUAACGCCCUGUAAAGUGAGAGAACAAGAAGGAAGGGGAGGGAAGGGCACAGGUGGUGAUGAGAAUGGGCCGUCAUCAAAGGUGCAGAAAAAUUUUAUUUGUGAUCACUGUUACGGCGCUUUCAGGAGUGGAUACCACCUGAAGAGACAUAUCCUCAUUCAUACAGGGGAGAAGCCGUAUGCUUGUGCCGUAUGUGACAUGAGGUUUAUUCAGCGUUACCACCUGGAGAGACACAGCCUCAUUCACACGGGGGUGAAGCCGUACGCUUGUACCAUGUGUGACAUGAGGUUUUUCCAGCGUUACCACCUGGAGAGACACAGACUCACUCAUACGGGGGUGAAGCCGUACGCUUGUUCCAUGUGUGAUAUGAGGUUCUUCCAACGUUACCAUCUGGCAAGACACAGCCUUACUCAUACUGGGGUGAAGCCAUACGCUUGCUCCAUGUGUGAUAUGAGAUUUUUCCAACGCUACCACUUGGCAAGACACAGCCUCACUCACACGGGGGUGAAGCCAUAUGCUUGCUCCAUGUGUGACAUGAGAUUUUUCCAGAGAUACCACCUGGCAAGACACACACUCACCCAUACGGGGGUGAAGCCAUACGCUUGCUCCAUGUGUGACAUGAGGUUCUUCCAGCGUUACCAUUUGGCAAGACACAGCCUCACACAUACUGGGGUGAAGCCAUAUGCUUGUACCAUGUGUGACAUGAGGUUUAUUCAACGCUACCAGCUGGAGAGACACAGUCUUACUCAUACAGGGGUGAAGCCGUACGCUUGCACCAUGUGUGACAAGAGGUUUUUUCAGCGCUACCACCUGGCGAGACACAGCCUCACUCAUAUGGGUGUGAAACCUUAUGCUUGCACCAUGUGUGACAUGAAGUUUUUUCAGCGUUACCACCUGGCGAGACACAGCCUCACUCAUACGGGUGUGAAACCUUAUGCUUGCACCAUGUGUGACAAGAGGUUUUUUCAGCGCUACCACCUGGCCAGACACAGCCUCACUCAUAUGGGUGUGAAACCUUUUGCUUGUACCAUGUGUGACAUGAGGUUUGUUCAGCGUUACCACCUGGCGAGACACAGCCUCACUCAUACGGGUGUGAAACCUUAUGCUUGCACCAUGUGUGACAAGAGGUUUUUUCAACGCUACCACCUGGCGAGACACAGCCUCACUCAUUUGGGUGUGAAACCUUUUGCUUGUACCAUGUGUGACAUGAGGUUUGUUCAGCGUUACCACCUGGCGAGACACAGCCUCACUCAUACGGGGGUGAAGCCGUAUGCUUGUUCCAUGUGUGACAUGAGGUUUAUUCAGCGUAACCACCUGGAGAGACACAGCCUCACUCAUACGGGAGAGAAGCCAUUUGCAUGUGACAUGUGUGAUAUGAGGUUUAUUCAGCGCUACCACCUUGAGAGACACAAGCGUGUCCAUAGUGGGGAGAAGCCUUAUCAGUGUGAACGGUGCCAGCAGAAUUUUUCACGCACAGACCGGCUGUUGCGACAUCGGCGGUUGUGUCAGGGUCGCAGCGUUGCCAAAGUAGAGAACCAGCCAUGCUGCGAACCACGCCCAUAUCCCCAAGAACCCCCACCUGCACCCCCAACCUGGAGCCCCCUGCAUCCGCCUCCAGGCCGGCUGGCAGUCUGACAUUCCAUCUUCCCUGCAUCCACAAUGCCACCGGAGACGGGACAAGCCACAGGGUUUCCUCCUCACAGCUCUGUGCAGAGUGGCGCCACAUUCGAGCACAGACAGAUUUUGCAGCUCCAGUCUUGGGAUUAAUAACGACAGCGGGACAUUUGUGUUUUCAUUUUUGUUGACUUUUUAAUGUCUUCCCUAAUUCCCUUGUUUGUUUGUUUUUUAUUUUAUUUUUAAGAUGAGACAUUUCUGUGAUAAACAUUGGUCCUGUUUUGUACUGAAUCUACUAGAUUUCAAUUGUUUUUAAAAAAAAAAAAUCACCAAAAGUUUGGUGGUACUCGGGAAGGGAACUGGAUGUUGUUUGUCCUGAUGUGUUUGCAAAGAAUGGGAUGAAGUGGUGAGGAAGAGUAUUUGAGCUUCCAUAAUUUUUAUUUUAAAUGGCUCAUUUGACUGAAAAGAAGCGUCACUCAAGUCGAAACUGAUCAAACUGAACUUUCCCUGCACAGAAGCUCUGGACCAGAGUUUGUUGGCUGUUGAAUGACUGAAAGCGUUGUCUGGCUUUAUCAGCAACGGAUGGUCCAGUUUUAGUGAUUUCUUUUGUGUAAAUAACUGAAAUGUAUAUUAUUUCUUCACUAUAGAACUUGAGUGUGUUCUUUUUAUCCCCUACCCCUCCUCUUGAUCAGAAUGGGCCAAAAAGAAAUGUACAAUGGAAACGGAGGUUUGGUUCAAAUACACUUUCAACGUUACAACCAUUUCAGUUGAGCCUUGAGAGAACCUGAGUACCUGAUUGUGUUAUUUAAAGAACAAGGAAAAAAACGAGUAAUGUCAAGUGUAAAACAGGAUUUCCAAGACUAGAUUUUGGUGGAAAAGUAUGCAGGUUGGCCACUUGAAGUCCCACGAUGUUGUUUGUACAGAUUGUCACAUUGUGAGAUCGGCAGCAGUAUACAGAAUCUUGUGGCCUUAGUAUGGUUGUCUCUCUUUUUAUUUGUUUGGGGUUUCUUUUGUCCAGCUGCCUUUGUUUAGCUGUUUAUGGUGGAUCAGAUGCAUUUACUUGCCUUUUUUUUUUAUAAUCAUAUUUUCCUUUUUUUUUCUUUUUUCCUAAUCUCCAAGCUAUCAUGGUUACUGAAUGUUUAUGGCUUCAGUGGCGCUAAAAUAGACUGUGUUCUUCUGUUGAGAGGUUGUCUUUAUGAUAAAUAUGAGUAUUUUAGGUCAUUGUUACUGCUAACAUUGUUACCACAGUAUAUAAUCGUGAAGGAGUCCGCAGGGAGUUUGAUGGUCCUUGUGAGAAAACAGCAACAUGGUUUCCCACUUCAGUGCUUUGGCCAUAGCAGAAUCAACACUUGACUCUGCUCCACACUAUCAAUUGCCUUUUCAUCCAAAUAUUACGUGGUUGGUGUGUAAUAAUGGAUGUCUUUUAUGUCUUUGGGUUUAGCCUUAAGCUAGUUGCAGAUAACAUGCGUUAUCAUUGUAGUAUUAAAUGACAUUGCGACAAAGUGUUAGUUUUACCAUUACAAACUUGGACUCUGUGCAGGUCUUUCACUGUCACACGGAAACGGAUGAUGAGCCACUUUGCUGCUUGUAAAAUUUCUCAAACUCGAUCUGCGCUGUUACCGAUGAGCUUGUGAUCACGUCCUGUGAUGGUAAACAUCAGCUGUACCUGUAAUUACACUGAGUCCAUGUGUUUUUGGUAAGCUAUGCCUUUGACUAAACAUGGAGAUACAGUCACUUUGAAUUUUGUAAUGAACAUGUUUGUUCAUUUCAAAUCAGCACCAGAAAACUGAGAUAAGUAUCGCCCAUUGGGAAGCUGUGUGAGGUUUGUGUGACACAGAAAGGAUUCGGUUUUAAGUGGCGUGACUUAACCCCUGCAGUAAGGGAGGAAAAAAGGAUCAAGUUUGAGAAAUGUAACAAUUAUAUUUAGAGACACUAUUCCCAGUCUGUGGAAGGGGCAUAACUGGCGUGAGCACAUACAGAGAACGGCAAAAGGGCAAUACAGUAUAUAGUUUUUGUUACUUGUUAAUACUUUUUUGUCAUUUAUUGUUUUUAGUAUCAUUCUCGUUGUUAAAAUGCAAUAGAUUAAUCAAGUCUCAGAUCAUACGUAAAUAAGAUUGAGUUGGAUUUUGUUUCCAGGCAGAUCAGAGGAAGGAAUUUGUCUGAUAGUUUCUCGUCACAUUUUGAUGAUCAUGUCAAGGACCUUUUUUUUUUUUUUUUUAUUCUGAUGAAAUUGUACACUGGAGUGUAAGGAAAAAGAAAAGACAAAAAAAGAGAUUUGGAUAUUUUUUUCCUUCAAUCUGUCAUAGAUUUUAGGGUUUAGAAAAGCCUUUUUCUCCUCAACUCAGAAGGUGGACAGAACAAUUUGGAUCAGUACAGUUGGGAGCCCAGUAUGUUCUGUAAUUUUGACAUUAGCAGAUGUCGUAUCACAGGAAAAUAUUUUCUUUCUUAUUCAAAGUCCCUGGUAUUUGUAGUAAAUUAUAUUGACAAUGGUAUUAGAUGAACAACGGCAUAACUAGCUAUAUCACAGAUUAGUUGUUUUCUUUAUUAGUCUUGCAUGCAGAGUUAUGGUCCUCAGUUAAGAUAGGAUCUUGAUAUUGAUUAUUUUGUGUAGGAAAAUGAGUGCAUAAGAAUAACUUCCUAAAAGAAAUGUUACGAUUAUUGUAAAAUGGGCUAACUAAUAUGUACCCUUGUGAUCCAAUUAGUUUCAACUGUAUGAAAUCAGAGGAGAGGCUUCUUACUAUUAUACUAAAAUAAAAAGAAUUUGUAAAGGACUUCUGGAUGUUUUUUAUUAACAACUCUGACAGAUGAAAUGUGAUGAAGCA